This is a messenger RNA of Zerene cesonia (dogface butterfly), 807 nucleotides long. Its product is annotated as trypsin, alkaline C-like. Gene Ontology annotation, molecular function: serine-type endopeptidase activity. The record is from RefSeq and is a predicted model, not a curated record. The transcript is spliced from 4 exons. Gene Ontology annotation, biological process: proteolysis. NCBI's taxonomy places the organism in Eukaryota, Metazoa, Arthropoda, Insecta, Lepidoptera, Pieridae. Bases 1 to 807 code for a protein of 268 amino acids.
AUGUUUAUAUUGCAUAUUCAGUGCGUGUUAUUAUCAUUAUUUGUAACAGUACAUUGCCAAAGCAUCCGUGUAUUAGGAGGGUCACCGACCACUAUACAACAAUUCCCAGUUAUAGCCCAAUUGUUACUAGACCCCUGGGGUAGCGGCCAAUACUCUCAACAUUGCGCAGGCGUCAUCAUUACAUCUCGGCACAUUCUUUCCACAGCGCAUUGCUUUCAAUAUAAUAGAGAAACUGGUAACAAUUACACUUAUCCCGACUUUUGGAGGGUACGAGUUGGUUCAUCCUUCCGCUCUCGUGGUGGCGUCUUACAUAAAGUAAAGGCGAUUGUACCGCAUAGAGAGUUCGACAAGUAUUAUUUUACUAAUGACGUUGCGAUAGUCGUGCUAAGUAAGAAAAUCCUGUUUGGCUCUACGACACGACAAGCUACUAUAGCUAAUAAGGGUACAGAGUUGAAACCGAAUUCUCUUUGCACUCUUAUUGGAUGGGGUGUAACACAGGUAGGAGGCCAACAAUCCGAUCAGUUGCAGUUAGCAACGAUUUUCACCGUUGAUCAAUCCGAUUGCCGAUUCCGAUAUAGAACUAUUGGAUCCAUUAUCGCAGACUCAAUGUUUUGCGCCGGUCGAAUUGAUGUGGACGGCAUAGACGGAUGCUUCGGGGAUUCUGGAGGACCAUUGUUUUAUAAGGGAGUGGUCACAGGAUUAGUUUCGUUUGGGUAUACGUGUGGUAACCGAUAUUAUCCAGGUGUUUACACGAAAAUUUCGUAUUAUAUAGAUUGGAUAGUGAAUGUAAUUAGAAGAAAUAAAUAA